GCAGCAACAUCAGCAGCACUAGCUCGGCAAGCGGGCGACACAAUGUCGUCCGGGCAAUGGUGGGACGAGAGCUGGCGUGCUCCGAGGCGUGGCCCUGCGUGGGAUCGGCGGCAGCAGGGCUUCCAGAGGCGGCAGGACGAGCGGAUGGAGCAGGUACGCCAGAUCGCGUCCCUCACCGAGCAGGUGAAGAACGAGACUGCCCGCGCGGUGCGUGCUGAGCAGAAAGUGGAGGCGUUUCGCAACCAGGUGGCGCAGCAGAACGCGGACAUCCACGCGAUGGCCACCGAGCUGACGGUGGGGAGGCUCAAGAUCGCGGAGCUGCAGAAGGAGCUCGACAAGGCAAACACGCCGAAGAGGGCGCGGAAGGAGCUCGACAAGGUGCCUCAGGCGGACACCUCGAAGAAGACGCGGAAGGAGAAGUAGACCUAGGCCUGUGGCCAUCUGAGGAGCAUUGGUGGCCCGUCGUCCAUUUUUUUGCAACAAUCUACGGGAGGCGUGAUGUUUGAUUGUGCAUUCACUGCA
Effrenium voratum is the source of this 522-nucleotide messenger RNA. The record is from the annotation of a GenBank genome assembly. Lineage: Eukaryota; Dinophyceae; Suessiales; Symbiodiniaceae.